Molecule: messenger RNA, 2736 nt
Organism: Ylistrum balloti
Lineage: Eukaryota; Metazoa; Mollusca; Bivalvia; Pectinida; Pectinidae
Product: multiple epidermal growth factor-like domains protein 6
Exons: 3
Coding region: 1-2736 (911 amino acids)
Biological process (GO): cell communication
Cellular component (GO): membrane
Molecular function (GO): scavenger receptor activity
Source: RefSeq, a predicted model, not a curated record
AUGGAUUACGAGGUGUUUCGAGCUGCAUGUCUUCCAUCACCAGAACAACAUCGUGUGUGUAAUGAUGAUGGUCAGCUGGUAUGUGAUAUCGACCACUACGGACCUCAAUGUGACCACUUAUGCGUAUCUACCGACCAUGGAACUUGUGACCACCUUGGACAUUUGAUUUGUAACAGAAGCUACUAUGGACCAAAGUGUGAAAAACAAUGUGUGCAUACCGAACAUAAGCAGUGUGAUAAAUACGGAAAUACGCACUGUGUUUCGAACUAUUAUGGACCACAGUGUGACGUUCAUUGCGUAUCAAUGAGGCAUGGAUCAUGUGACCAACACGGACAUUUACGAUGUCACCCGAACUAUUAUGGACCACAGUGUGACGUUUAUUGCGUAUCAAUGAUGCAUGGAUCAUGUGACCAACACGGAAGUUUACGAUGUAACCCGAACUAUUAUGGUCAAAAUUGUAGUGUGCACUGUGUGGCUACAGGCAAUAAAACGUGUACGAAAACAGGACGACUGCUUUGUAAAGACUUCUUUUAUGGUAAUAACUGUGAAAAUCGUUGUGUUUCUACCAUGACAUCUCAUUUCAUACGAACUUCUGAAGGAGAGUUGAUUUGUACUAAGAACUAUUAUGGUACAUGCUGUAACAAGGUAUGUCCACAUACACAACACGGCCACUGUAACGGCUCCCAUCUUAUUUGUGAUUCAGGGUACUUUGGAUCUACAUGUUCAACGCACUGUCUGUCAACUGACCACGGUAAAUGUGACGCCAACGGACUGCUGGUAUGUGACGUCAAUUUCUAUGGAUUAGCUUGUGACGUGUUGUGCGUACCGAGAAGACAUCAGGUGUGCGACAGAAAUGGGACGCUACGUUGUGACACUAAUUACUACGGAGAUUUAUGUGACGUUUACUGUUUAGUUCCAAAAGACCAUGGAAGAUGUGAGAGUACUGGACACCCUCAGUGUGACCAAGCUUAUUACGGCCCCAGUUGUAACUUUUCUUGUCAUGUUCAUUCAAACGGUCAUUGCACAGAUAACGGAACCGUAGUUUGUUAUAGAAACUAUUUUGGACCCUUAUGCGACAUUUUCUGUCAUAUACCAGAUAGACAUCAUGGUCGUUGUGAUAUAACAGGACAAAAACAUUGUUUUAAUCCUUAUUAUGGGGAAAAUUGUACACAUGUCUGUCCUGUUACAAAGACUGGCCACUGUCUUUCCAACGGGACUCUUGUAUGUAAAGCUGGAUUUUAUGGACCUACCUGUGAUGUUCCUUGUACAAAAACAUUACACGGAAUGUGUAACAACAACGGGAUGCUUGUAUGUAAAUCUGGCUUUUAUGGACCUACAUGUGAUGUUCCUUGUACAAACACAUUACACGGAAUGUGUAACAACAACGGGACGCUUGUAUGUAAAUCUGGCUUUUAUGGACCUACUUGUGAUAUUCCUUGUACAAACACAUUACACGGAAUGUGUAACAACAACGGGACUCUUGUAUGUAAUACUGGCUUUUAUGGACCUACCUGUGAUGUUCAAUGUACAAACACGUUACACGGAAUGUGUAACAACAACGGGACUCUUGUAUGUGAAACUGGCUUUUAUGGACCUACAUGUGAUGUUCCUUGUGCAAACACGUCACACGGAACGUGCAACAACAACGGGACUCUUUUACAUGGAAUGUGUAACAACAACGGGACUCUUGUAUGUAAUACUGGCUUUUAUGGACCUACCUGUGAUGUUCCUUGCACAAACACGUCACACGGAACGUGUAACAACAACGGGACUCUUGUAUGUAAUACUGGCUUUUAUGGACCUACCUGUGAUGUUCAAUGUACACACACGUUACACGGAACGUGUAACAACAACGGGACUCUUGUAUGUAAAGCUGGCUUUUAUGGACCUACCUGUGGUGUUCAAUCUGGCUUUUAUGGACCUACAUGUGAUGUUCCUUGUGCAAGCACGUCACACGGAAUGUGUAACAACAACGGGACUCUUGUAUGUAAUACUGGCUUUUAUGGACCUACCUGUGAUGUUCCUUGUGCAAACACAUUACACGGAAUGUGCAACAACAACGGGACGCUUGUAUGUAAUACUGGCUUUUAUGGACCUACCUGUGAUGUUCCUUGCACAAACACGUCACACGGAACGUGUAACAACAACGGGACUCUUGUAUGUAAUACUGGCUUUUAUGGACCUACCUGUGAUGUUCAAUGUACAAACGCCUUACACGGAACGUGUAACAACAACGGGACUCUUGUAUGUAAAGCUGGCUUUUAUGGACCUGCCUGUGGUGUUCAAUGUACAAACAAGUUACACGGAAUGUGCAACAACAACGGGACUCUUGUAUGUAAUACUGGCUUUUAUGGACCUACCUGUGGUGUUCAAUGUACAAACAAGUUACACGGAAUGUGCAACAACAACGGGACUCUUGUAUGUAAUACUGGCUUUUAUGGACCUACCUGUGGCGUUCAAUGUACAAACGAGUUACACGGAACGUGUAACAACAACGGGACUCUUGUAUGUAAUACUGGCUUUUAUGGACCUACCUGUGAUGUUCCUUGUGCAAACACGUCACACGGAACGUGCAACAACAACGGGACUCUUGUAUGUAAUACUGGCUUUUAUGGACCUACCUGUGAUGUUCAAUGUACAAACACGUUACACGGAAUGUGUAACAACAACGGGACUCUUGUAUGUAAUACUGGCUUUUAUGGACCUACCUGUGAUGUUCCUUGUACAAACACGUAA